AUGAAACGUCAGCCGAAGAAUCAGGGAAGAGGUGAUUUUGAGCAUUUCAUAAUGAGCAUGGACGUUUCUGAAGCCGAUAUCAGGACAAAAACAUUUUAUGAAUGGGCGAAAACGGCUGGGAAACUAUGGAUUUCCGAUAAGAUCACUCUGGUAAGACAUCCCACAGACGAACAGCAAGGGAGGUGUGUCAUGGCCCUGGAAAACAUCGCAAAGGGUGAAAAAUUGUUCGAAAUUCCCCGUGAAAGUGUUUUAAAUGUGAGCACAACGAGUCUGUGCGUGGAAAAACCAGCCCUGAGGGAAGUGUUCAUGCACCAAGUGGGACACUGGGAAGGGCUGAUCAUUGCUAUCUUUUAUGAGCUGAAAGUGGUCGGAGAAAAUAGCCCUUGGUGGCCAUAUUUUAGAGUUUGGCCCGAGGCUGUAAGAAUGAACAGCCUGAUGUACUGGUCAGAUUCGGAAGUUGCACAUUUGAGACCGUCCGGAGUGUGCGACCGGAUCGGACAAGAAGGUGCCAGGGAAAUGUACCAGCGAGUUCUGGACCACGUUAGAGAAUUGGAACUUUCCGACUUAGAGACAAUAACGUGGGAGGAGUUCGUACUUGUAGCAUCCGUGAUUAUGGCGUACUCUUUCGACAUGGAGCGCGCCGACUAUGAGGAAGAGGACGAAGACGAGGACGAAGAAGAAGAAGACGAAGAGGAAGAAGAAGGGGAACAGCAAGAAAACGAAGGAGAGGAGGAACACGGGGAGGUGGGCAGCGACGUUGAACGAACUAAGGGUCCCUCAGUAUGGAAAGACGGGUUUUUGAAAUCAAUGGUUCCAAUGGCAGAUAUGUUGAAUGCAGACACCCACAAAUGCAACGCCAACCUCACAUACUCACCAGAAUCCCUAAUCAUGGUCGCUAUCGAGGACAUACCAUCAGGUAGUCAGGUUUACAACAUCUACGGUGAGUUUCCAAAUUCUGAGAUUUUGCGUCGUUAUGGUUAUGUGGAAUGGUCAGGAUCUAAAUAUGAUGCAGCCGAGAUACCACUCAAAACGAUAACCAGUGCUGCCCAGACCUGCCUUGGUCUCAGUCAAGAAUUCACCGAAAAAGUAUUGUACUUAAUUGAGCAUGAUUCUGAGAUAAAGGACGAGGUACUCGAGGGUGAAUCUAUGGUCAUGGAUUCAUACGACUGUUAUCUUGACGGGCAGUUUGCCCCGGAAUAUAUAACUACGUUGCAAAUCCUGUCCGGUAUUGCACUGGUCCCAAAAGUCGAAACUUUGGGAAACGCGGUUCUCUUAGGUUAUUUGAAGAAAUUGGUUAAGAGAGCAAUCCAGAGCGUCAACACAGGAGAAAUGACCAGAAAUUGUGCAAACACGUGUGUAUCAGCCUUGGACAUGAGACUACGCGACUAUCCAAGCCACAGCUUCAGAGAACCUUCGCCAAGCAGUGAGUACAUGGGCGAACUUCGUUUGAGGGAGCGUUUGGCCGAAUGCGUUUUGAGAGGCGAAGUAAAGUCACUUCAAAAUUGUGCUCAUCGGCUGGAAAAGGAAUAUCAGCUUAUUGACGACCAGGUCUUGCUGGAUAAAAUAAUGACGGUAAAGAGGAAAGUAACUUAUCAAAAGAAUAAAUCUAAGGUGGCCAAGAAAGCCAAAAGAUGA
This is a messenger RNA of Lachancea dasiensis, 1635 nucleotides long. Lineage: Eukaryota; Fungi; Ascomycota; Saccharomycetes; Saccharomycetales; Saccharomycetaceae. The record is from the annotation of a GenBank genome assembly.